This is a messenger RNA of Melopsittacus undulatus (budgerigar), 5823 nucleotides long. RefSeq names its product BICD family like cargo adaptor 1 (gene BICDL1). Bases 1 to 1809 code for a protein of 602 amino acids. The record is from RefSeq and is a predicted model, not a curated record. The transcript has 10 exons. NCBI's taxonomy places the organism in Eukaryota, Metazoa, Chordata, Aves, Psittaciformes, Psittaculidae. Gene Ontology annotation, biological process: Golgi to secretory granule transport; vesicle transport along microtubule.
AUGUCGGCGCCGUGCCUGCGCCUGCCCGCCGCCGGGUCAGCACCGGCGGAGGCGGACAGCGCCGGCGGCAUGGAGCUGCCCGCCGCCGCCGCCGGGGCCGCCACCCUGGAGCUGGCCCUGGAGGAGGAGCUGGCGCUGCUGGCCGCAGCCGGGGAGCCGCCGGAGCCGCCGCCCGCCGCCGCUGCCCGCGACCCCGAGCUGCUCUCGCUGAUCCGGCAGAAGGAGAAGGACCUGGUGCUGGCGGCGCGGCUGGGCAAAGCGCUGCUGGAGCGCAACCAGGACAUGAGCCGCCAGUACGAGAGGAUGCACAAGGAGCUCACCGACAAGCUGGAGCACCUGGAACAAGAGAAACAUGAACUGAGGAGGCGAUUUGAGAACAGAGAAGGAGAAUGGGAAGGAAGGGUGUCUGAACUGGAAAGCGAUGUGAAGCAGCUGCAGGAUGAGCUGGAGAGGCAGCAGGUUCACCUGCGGGAAGCUGACCGUGAGAAGACACGGGCUGUCCAGGAACUCUCCGAACAGAACCAAAGACUCCUGGACCAGCUCAGCAGGGCGUCGGAGGUGGAGCGGCAGCUCUCCCUGCAGGUCCACACGCUCCGGGAGGACUUUCGGGAGAAGAACUCCUCCAGCAGUCAGCACAUCGUGCGGCUUGAAAGCCUCCAAGCCGAGAUCAAGAUGCUGACGGACAGAAAGCGGGAGCUGGAGCAUCGCCUUAGUGCCAUGAUGGAGGAGAAUGACCUGCUCCAGGGAACUGUGGAGGAGCUGCAGGACCGAAUUCUCAUCCUGGAAAGACAAAGCCAUGACAAGGACCUGCAGCUGCACCAAAGCCAGCUGGAGCUCCAGGAGGUGCGCCUGUCCUACCGGCAGCUGCAGGGCAAGGUAGAAGAGCUCAGUGAGGAGAGAAGUCUCCAAAACUUCAAUACAACCAGCACAUCCCUGCUGUCUGAGAUAGAGCAGAGCAUGGAGGCAGAGGAGCUGGAACAAGAACGAGAACAGCUGAGGCUGCAGCUCUGGGAAGCAUAUUGCCAAGUGCGGUAUCUUUGCUCCCAUCUCAGAGGAAAUGACAGUGCAGACUCAGCAGUCUCUACAGACUCCUCCAUGGAUGAGUCUUCAGAAACAUCAUCAGCCAAAGAUGUUCCAGCCGGCAGCCUACGGGCAGCGCUCAGCGAGCUGAAAAGACUGAUACAAAAUGUGCUGGAUGGGGCAGACUCCACGAGCUCUCGGCGAAGCGACGAUGAUACCUUAGAGGAGCAGAUCAGGAGAACAAGCGAGGACUCACGAGCCCUGAGGGAAUUAAUGGAGGGAGAACGAGGGAAACUGAGGCAGAGUUUGGAGGAACUGCAGCGACUGCACAGCCAGGUCACACUACUGAGUGUAGAAAUGACAACACUGAAGGAGGAACGGGACCGGCUACGAGGUGCUGCUGAAGACAAGGAGACAAGUGAACGGCUCCUGCAGGCCAUCAGGGAUCGAGAUGAGGCCAUUGCCAAGAAGAACGCGGUGGAGGUGGAGCUGGCCAAGUGCAAGAUCGACAUGAUGUCCCUCAAUAGCCAGCUGCUGGAUGCCAUCCAACAGAAGGUGAACCUCUCGCAGCAGCUGGAGGCCUGGCAGGAUGACAUGCACAGGGUCAUUGACCAGCAGCUGAUGGACAAACACCCGAAGGAAUGGAGCCAGCUUGCUUAUUCCUUCUCCAGUGGCUCUGGCACAAAGCGGAGUGCCAGGCCCUCCCCCGUGUUCAGGCCGGAGCAGCAGGGGGACGAGCCCACUGCGGCAGAAGGGAACCGUCUCUUUUCCUUUUUCAAGAAAAAUUAAGUUGAAAAAGAGAAACCUCUCCAACGAUUCCUGCUUCCAGAUGGGGAGUGGGGCAGCUGCCCAGCUUGCUGCUGGACCCAACUCUGAUCCACCAAGGAAAAAAGAAGGGGGCAAAGGAGUUAACCCUUGAGACUCUGCACUAUUUACACCGCACCUGGUCUGAACCAAAUGUUUACAUGAAUUGGAGAUUAGCAAAUUGACAAUGUGAUACUAAUAGAGAGACACUUUUCUUUAAGUGAAGUGAUAAACUUCAGGGUAUAUUGUAGGCGCUUUGACACAGUCCAGUUUCUGCUGUGAAGAAUAUGUCUUAAAAGCAUUCUCAUGCUGGAGAAGGAAAUAAGCAGCCCCAAGACAAAGCAGCACAGGGGACUGAGAACUGCUGUGGCAGCGAGCACAGGGGGAAGAAGAAGGCUGAAUGCAAGAGGAGAGGGGAGUCACUUGUACCACCUUCUGGUCCUGGCAGCUGUGAUAUCUUUCAUCCAUUCCACCAAGACCGGAGUUGCUCUGGCCCCAGCAUUCCAAUGUUUUGACAAGUGUAGCUUUCUCCAUGGUGGAAGUUGAGUCCUCAUUGAAUAUCCUGUCACCUCCCCUGCAGCUCUGCGUAGCUGUUCCCCACCUCGCUGGGAAUCCAGGCUCCUCACAGAUCAGGGCAGUUGUAAGAUUGCUGAUGUUACUGUCUUUUCUAGCUCCCUCCUCUUACAGAGAUGAGAGUUGCAGAGUCUGUAGCUACACAGAAUGUUAAGGAUUUCUUUCCCAGACUGACUAUCCACAGUGAAUUACAGACUGGAUAAAAGUUGUGGAUGCUCAGUCCUGGGGCACCUGCUGUCCCUCCAAUGGCCAAAGUUAGCUGUGGAGCUUCAGCAAGUCACACACCUUUCCCCAAAGCUAUGUACACCCCCCAAUCAGAGUAGGAAACCUGUUAUUUUAAUUGGAUAGGCACCAAAAAAGCCUAAUUCACUGAAAGCCUACCCAUGAUAUCCGUCGGUCUUUGUUGCUGGGCCAGCAGUCUUGAUCCUAAAGAAGGCAUUCAGGCAUCUUCUUUAACUGAAGCCAAGGGCCUACAAAGCUCUGGAAACCCUGCAGCUUCCUCUGCUCCAUGCACUAACAUUAGCUAUGGCCUGACAAAAAUGAUGGGUAUCUGUCCCUGCCUGUGGGUCAUUUAUUACUCAGUCCUUCAGUGAGCAGGUAGCCAAGUCUCCUGUCGAAAGUGAUCAGAGCCUGCUUUGCUGUCAGCAUAACUUGAUCAGCAAGAAGGAACGUAGCUUAUUUGGUGUAUGCAUACAAUGGUGCUGGAAAUCCUGCAAUACUUUAGUAGAAACCUUCCCUAUGCACUGGAUGGGCACCCUACAGCUCUGCUCUGUAGCAUAGUCUACCAUCAUAAACCAGCAAGGACUGCCAGCCUAAGCUCAGACACAUCCUGCUGCAGUCAUCCAGUUCUUAGACACUCUCCCAGCUCACUAUACCCACAGGCCCCAGUUUGUUUCCCUGUUGCUUUAAAGAGGCUGCCACCUACACUGUCCCAUAGGAGAUGGAGCUCGGUACACAUUCAGCUCUGCCCUGCUCUGCAACUUAGGUGCUAAAACACCAUCCUACAGGGAGCUGCUAUCCCGGCUCACAACUUACAGCAACAAGCUUUCUGCUAGAAUUAGGUAUCAAACACCUUCUUCUAAGUAGCAGGUAAGAGGUUGGUGGCUUGGGGUUUUUUUUCUUAUUUUUAUUCAACUUUUCUAUGGGAUAGAACAUCCAUUAUACCUCAGUACAAAUAUCCUUUCUGCCUACAAAGAUUUGAGCAUUCCCCUGUUUCCUUGUUAGCAUGAAACUACCACAUUGGUAUGAAAUCAUCAUGCACUAAGGCAACUCCAUGUUGCAAGGAGCAGAGUACUUUUGGGGAUUGAAAAUGAUGGUAAAAAGCCAAGUGGUAAAACCCCUUUACUUGAAAGCAAUGAAACCUGGAUUGCAGAUCCUGCUCCAGGAAAGACUUAGCAAAGCACCACCAAUACAGCUUGAUGCUUACUGGAAAAGGAAUCUGGAGUCUCACAAGCAGGGAAGGAAAAGGAAUCUUAGCUUCUCCUUGAGCAGUGCUCAACUGUUGAGUAUCUGCUAGUGUCUCCUUGUGCAAGUGAUGGAAAGGGAUGUAGCGCAGUGCCAAGCGUGCCUGCAGGAUGGCAAGUCCUCAUACUCCCGUCUUACCUAUGUUGUGAGGCUCAGUAAGGCAGAGACACAAGGCACACACUCAGCAUCUGCUGCUGUCAGGACUCAAGCUAUGCCCAUGUGCAUUAACACAAAGCUUUGAUACCUGAAAAGUCAGGCGUGGGUUCCUGGAUGCCAGCGAUGCCCGUGAACAGUUAUAUUACACACUGCUUGAUGCUCUGCUUAUUUUGGGAGACCAUCUUCUUUCUGCUGUCAGUUGUCAUUUCCCAGGCCUCAGCAGCUCUCUUCAGGCCACAUGCCCAGCAGCCGUAUGGGACUCUACGCCCAUGAGGAUGUACUACCUAUGUAUGCAAUCCUAAGGCAAAGGCCUUAUGUUAUCCCAUGAAGAUGCAGUAAUGAGAUGAAGAAAGGUGCCUUCUGCUACAUGCUUGCUGAAAGUGACUCAUUCAGUUGCAGGGGUAGGCAGUUGAAAUGCACAGCAUAUCUCUUCAUUUAAGGAGGAACCUACCUUAAUCCCAUUGCAGUUUUAUUUAUUUAAUAACAGUGAUGGAAGAGAUUGCAAGAGGAAAGUCAGCAUGUUCUACGGUGCCAGUUGGGUAUGGUUUCUUAAAACUAGCCCCUUAACACUGAAGACUUAGUUGCACUACUAAACCCAGAAAUACAAGAGAAUCGGGUUUAAUGAACUGGACAACACACCAAAGGAGACCUCCUUGUGCUGAGCUGCUACUCAACAGGAAUAGAAACUGCCUUAACAUAGCAGCUAGGUUUUGUUGUUCUGUCUUGAAAAACUUCAUCAGUGCAGUCCUUCACGUUCUCAUUUGUCAUGUUGUGUUUUAACAAGAUCCUGACUAUUUCACUUUGAGCUGUCAUUGAAACACUCAUCUAAAUCCUGUUACAGCCAGGAGUAUGGGAUCAUCCUUGUGAGCAUUGGGUUGGAAGACAUGCCACACGUGAUACUUGAUGUUUCCAGGACAGAUGUGGCAUAAAGGAAACAUAAGCCCCACUGAAUGAGAUGGAGGAAGCACAUCAAUCCAGCAAGUACUCAGGAUCCCAAAGUAGAUUAAGAAGUGGGAUCAGCAGGAUACAACACUCAGCCUUGGUUUUCAGAUAACUGUUAAUAAAACAGUAGUGCUGCACGGUCACUGUUCAAAUACUGCACAGAGAAGAGAUGCUGCUGAGAUUAGGGUUAGAAAGAACUUUCCCACAAUGAAGUAACAGGUUGACUGUUUGGGCAAAUGUUUAUGACAAUGGCCCAAGGGAAAAGGGAUCCGUUUUCCUUUAGUAAACUCUGUAAGGGAAGCAAAUGUACACAAGAAGCAAGUGUAAAUGAAAGGCAAGUCACUAGCACUUUAUCUUAAUACAAACUUGGAUCAGCAACUUGCCCUUGAAAUGAAAACAGAUCAUUAAUGACAACAGAAUAAUCUUGCACAGAGAAGCAACAAGGGAGGUUACAGGCAGUGCUGCAUGCACAAGGACUUGAUAGCUGUAAACACUUGUCCUACUUAGAAUGGUGAAUUCUAGCUAUGCCUUUACACCAGGCAAACUCUCUGCUCCCCACUCAACUAUGAAAAGCAAGAUUGUUUUAACCAAAAAGCCAAGAAAGGAAGUGUCUGGGUGCUGCAGCAAUGAUUCCCUUCAAAUGAGAGGGAAAAAGCACACAGCAGGGACAAGCAGAAAGAAUGUAUCUAUAGAUAUGUACAUAAAUCACAGUGCUGUAAUUUUUGUAUGUAGCAGUAAUGUAAAUACAUGUAUGGUUUUUAUAAGAUACAUAUUAUAAAAAUCUAUAAAGGCAUAUUUUUAGUAAAAACAAUGAUCUACUUCUUUUGUAAAUAGUUCUCUUCAGAAUAAAACUGAUCAUUUAUA